Calypte anna (Anna's hummingbird) is the source of this 4007-nucleotide messenger RNA. It is a transcript of the gene SNX18, whose product is annotated as sorting nexin 18. The coding region runs from base 24 to 1835 and encodes 603 amino acids. The record is from RefSeq and is a predicted model, not a curated record. Gene Ontology annotation, biological process: endosomal transport; mitotic cell cycle; endocytosis. NCBI's taxonomy places the organism in Eukaryota, Metazoa, Chordata, Aves, Apodiformes, Trochilidae. Gene Ontology annotation, molecular function: protein binding; phosphatidylinositol binding. Gene Ontology annotation, cellular component: plasma membrane; cytoplasmic vesicle. The transcript has 2 exons.
UCGGGCGGCGGGGCGCCGGGGCCAUGGCGCUGCGGGCCCGGGCGCUGUACGACUUCAGGUCGGAGAACCCGGGUGAGAUCUCGCUGCGGGAGCACGAGGUGCUGAGCCUCUGCAGCGAGCAGGACAUCGAGGGAUGGCUGGAGGGGGUCAACAGCCGCGGCGACCGCGGCCUCUUCCCGGCUUCCUACGUGCAGGUGAUACGCGCCCCCGCCGCCGAGCCGCCGCCGCCCGCCCGCUACGCCAACCUCCCCGCCGGCGGCUUCGAGCCGCUGCCGCCCCCCGCCGCCUUCAAGCCGGCGGCGCAGCAGCCCCCACCGGCGUCGGCGCCCGAGCCCUUCCCGCUGCCUCCCACCGCCGGGUACCCCUUCCCACCCGCGCCCUACGGUGGCUCCUACCAGCCCAGCCAGGGCAGCGAUGAUGACUGGGACGAUGACUGGGACGACAGCUCCACCGUGGCCGAUGAGCCGGGCGCCCUGGGCAGCUCGUACCCCGACUAUGAGGCGGCGGGCGGCGGGCCCUCGGGCCGGUACCGCCUGUCCACUCGGUCCGAGCUCUCCCUGGGCUCCCGCGGCGGCCACCCCGCCGGCCACCCCCAGCCUCCCGGCGGUGGCGCCAAGAGCUCGGCCACGGUGAGCCGCAACCUUAACCGCUUCUCCACCUUCGUCAAGUCCGGCGGGGAGGCCUUCGUGCUGGGAGAGGCAUCGGGCUUCGUGAAGGACGGGGACAAGCUCUGUGUGGUGCUGGGCCCACGGGGCCCCGAGUGGCAGGAGAACCCCUACCCCUUCCAGUGCUCCAUCGAGGACCCCACCAAGCAAACCAAGUUCAAGGGCAUGAAGAGCUACAUCGCCUACAAGUUGGUGCCCAGCCACACCGGACAGCAGGUGCACCGCCGUUACAAGCACUUCGACUGGCUCUAUGGGCGCCUGGCUGAGAAGUUCCCUGUCAUCUCCGUGCCUCACUUGCCAGAGAAGCAGGCCACCGGCCGCUUUGAAGAGGACUUUAUCUCCAAACGUCGCAAAGGCCUGGCCUGGUGGAUGGACCAUAUGUGCAGCCACCCUGUGCUGGCACAGUGCGAUGCCUUCCAGCACUUCCUCAGCUGUCCCAGCACAGAUGAGAAGGCCUGGAAACAAGGCAAGCGCAAGGCUGAGAAGGAUGAGAUGGUGGGUGCCAACUUUUUCCUGACCAUCAGUGUACCCACAGGCCCCGGAGCCAUCCUGGACUUGCAAGAGGUGGAAAGCCAAGUGGAUGGCUUCAAAGCCUUCACAAAGAAGAUGGACGAGAGCGCCCUGCAGCUUAAUCACACCGCCAAUGAGUUUGCCCGUAAACAAGUCACUGGUUUCAAGAAGGAAUACCAGAAGGUGGGGCACUCCUUUAAGUGUCUCAGUCAGGCAUUUGAGCUGGACCAGCAGGCCUUUUCGGCUGGCCUCAACCAAGCCAUCGCCUUCACUGCAGAAGCCUACGAUGCCAUCGGGGACCUCUUUGCAGAUCAGCCACGGCUGGACCUAGAUCCCGUGAUGGAUUUGCUAGCACUGUAUCAAGGGCAUUUGGCCAACUUUCCAGACAUCAUCCAUGUCCAGAAAGGUGCCCUUACCAAAGUAAAGGAGAGUAAGCGGCACGUGGAAGAGGGGAAGAUGGAACUCCAGAAAGCUGACGGCAUUCAAGAACGCUGUAACAUUAUUUCUUUUGCAACCCUAGCAGAAAUUAAUCAUUUCCACAAAAUUCGUGUGAGGGACUUUAAAUCACAGAUGCAGCAUUUCUUGCAACAGCAAAUACUCUUUUUUCAAAAAGUUACACAAAAGCUAGAAGAAGCUCUUCACAAGUAUGACAGUGUUUAAUCUAUGAACUUUGGUUUGUAGACUUCCCUCAGCAUGAAUGUGAUCCAGGUGGCAGAGCAAAUGCUGCUGAAGAACUGUUACCAGUGGUUGAUGGUGGUGCAAGGAUGUUUUUUUUGUUCACCUGGAACCCAGGUAUAAUCUCCCAUUAUGUAGAAAGGAAACAGUUAUAGGGCUAUGUAGUAGAAUAAUUACGCAUUGUAAUUAAGUUAUACUGUGUAUGCCUACACUACCAUUGUAACUUUUUUGAAAUAAUGAGUAUACUAUUUGCCUUAUUGCUUUUUGAAAUACGGUAUUUUAGUGCAUACUUUGUAGACCUCAAAACCCUUCGGGUAUUUACGGAAGUUGGCUAGGUAAAAGCCUGCUUCAGAUGCCUUUUUACUUUCCUAGAUUUGGAUUUCCUAAAUUCAAACGAUUCUCUGUUUACAGAUUCCUACUAGAGCAGCUAUGUGAUUCUGUGCCUUUAGAUUCUAUUUUUCCUUUUCUAGUAAGUCUAUAGUUUUUAUGAGUAAAUGAAUGAAGGGUUGAUGCCUAUGAUAAGAACUGAUUAUGAAUCCUCACAUUGACUGGAAAAACAUCAGCUGCCAUCCAGUUUGCACAGCAAGUACUGUCUUACAACAAAUGUUGGCUCAAAAAAGAGAACUUAAAUCUAUUCACUCUUUCCUUGAAAAUUGAGACUACUUGUUACAUGUACUAGGAUUUUAAGCACAUAUACAGAAAUACACCACUUAAUUCCCUUCCCAAAAUGAAUAAUACAGUAAGGGGUUUUGUGGUUUUUUUUUUUUUUAGUAUACAGCGUUACUGUGAGUGAAAACUUGAAAAGAGCUAACCUAAUAAAAAUUAUGUAUAACAAGGGGAUAUCAAUACAAGCCAUGUGGCUGGAACAUUUUUUUAAGUUUGAAGUUAUGUGCACAUUGUCCAGUUCCUGAUUCAGUUUAACUUCAGACUUGCAUCUACAUUGCCAGCUGUCUGAGGUGACACUCCACUGUGAUUCAUAAGUUUACUGAGUUACAAAUUUUCAGGGAUGUUCACUAAUAUAAAUGAUCUGAAAUAAGUCGUGGCUGAACUGACUCGGGAAACAGGUGGCAUUUUUAUGUUUGUAACAUGCAAGAAUUAACAAUUGUCUUAAUUUUUGUAUAAAUAUUUUUGACAAGCAGGGUGCAUUUAUAUAUAUGUAAACAAUAUAUUUUAAAGAGUUUUCUGGCUUAUUUCCCUUGAAGUAAGUCUAAAGUCUGUGUUUCUUAACUAUUGGUUUCCUUCUUAUAGGUCAGUAGGAAAGGUUUUUAUUUAUCCUAUCUUUUUUCUCCUAAUCAAAAAUAAUUAAACCUUCCAAGGAAGCAAAAAAUUUACCUUUUUGUUCUUAAAUAUAGUAUUCAAAAAGAACUUAAAUGGAAGCUUGGAAAAGGAAGUUAAGCAGCAGUUAUUUUUAAAUACGAGUCAUUCCUUAACUAUGCAGCAGAAAUCUGUGUUUCUUUCACUUUUUCUGAGUUUCUGUAGCAUAACCCCACACCUCUGUUUUAGAAGAAUGAAUAUAAAAAGUAUAGUCUUGGUUUUAAGAUUCUUCACAAAAUGCUUGGAGAUUGCUACUUUGCAGAAGUUAUGUUCGGCAGUGCUCCUAGUACAUACCCAAAGAGGUAAAAUACAGAAAAAUUAAGAGGAAAAAGCAAUAUUUGUAAAAGAAAGGACAAUCAGUGAGGAAAAUCUCAAUUUCCAGGCUACUAAGAGUGUGCUGCAGACAAGGUUGACCAUAAAAUGAGGACCAUAGUCACAGGGCUGACUUGCUCUUUUAUCUUCCUCAUUGUAUCUCAUUGUAUAUUCAAAAUUGACCAUUUCACAUAACAGCUCUUCCUAGCAAUGCUCCAGCUUCCAAUAUGUAAUUUAAUUAGAUGAGAUAGUGAUGAGCUAGGUUUGAGCUGAGUUCAUUGGCUUGUGUUUGCCAGAUACUGUUUUCUUAAAUGUCUUUGCAGUAUUUAGAUCAGACUACAAUCCAAUUAAUUCUGUGUGGAGGUGUUAAGACCUGUACAGAAAGUGAUCUUGGUCCAGUUGAAAUAUUCUAGAAGGUUAGUAUUAAUGACAUGUGUGUGUCCAGGAAGAAAUUAAGCUGUGAUAUGUAUACAUACAACAUUAUCGGACAGGUACAUUUUUUGCAAAUAAACUGUCACGGCCUUCACCUUA